Eremothecium sinecaudum is the source of this 450-nucleotide messenger RNA. RefSeq names its product Aim7p (gene AIM7). The coding region runs from base 1 to 450 and encodes 149 amino acids. The transcript has a single exon. Gene Ontology annotation, biological process: negative regulation of Arp2/3 complex-mediated actin nucleation; actin filament debranching. The record is from RefSeq and is a predicted model, not a curated record. Gene Ontology annotation, molecular function: actin binding; Arp2/3 complex binding. Gene Ontology annotation, cellular component: actin cortical patch. Lineage: Eukaryota; Fungi; Ascomycota; Saccharomycetes; Saccharomycetales; Saccharomycetaceae.
AUGUCAGCACUAACUUCCAUACCUCAAAAUACUAAGGACCGUAUUCGUCAAUUCCGGUUUUCUACGUCCAGAGCUGAUACAAUCAAGGCCAUUAUUCUAUGCAUUCAACGUUCCCCAAGUUAUGAAGUAAUAAUUGAUGAGGAAUGCACGGAAGAAGCUGAAGAAGUAAAUAAUAUUGAGGAUCUUCGGGAUGUACUACCUGCUAAUGAGCCGAGGUAUGUCCUACUUGCAUACCCUACUUCAACAGUUGAUUUGCGAAAAAGGACAUUGCUCGUUCUUCUCUACUGGAAACCUGUUACCGUUGUUUCUCAAGAAUGGAAAAUGGUCUACGCAGGUGCACUAGAGCAUGUGAGGAGCGAGUGUGCUCCCAAUAAGUAUGUGGAAGUCACAUCUAGUCUUGAGGACGAUAACGACGUUGACGAGCUAAAGGGCCAGCUAGAAAUCAAGUGA